AUGACAAGCGAGGAGUGGACAAGUGUCACCUUUGACAUUUACCUGUUGCAUAUGUCCACAAGUGAAGCCGAUUUGGUCAACAACAUGGUCACUGCGCACGCAAACUGGGAAGGGAGCCGCACCUUACGAAAGUUCCGAACCUACUUUUUCAACACAUGGCUGCCGUACCACGCAGUGUAUUCAACAAACCGCGGGCCGCGGUUUUGGAAGUGGCAAGUGUUUCACAGCCAUAGGGGGUGCUCGUACACCAACAACCCCAAUGAACAUUUCAACCGCAAACUCAAAGAUGCAAUCGGUCGUGUCAAGAAGCAUGUCCCACACCUUGUUCAAGAAGUGGCGAAACUGGUUCAAGAAAUCUCAACUGAGGCGACACCUUGGGUGCAACAUCCAGUCCAAACCGAGCGAAUGAAGAAAUAUUUCAAGAAGUUGCUGGCGAGCCGGCGGCUUCGAGUCAACGAAGUGCCGCGCGUACGCCCUGUGACAUGGCGUGUGCUUCACCUCCCUGAAGAAAUUGCCGAAGGCGAGCAGGAUGAAGACAUCCCACGACGUGCGUGGCACUACAACUCAGUGUCGCGAAACGUUCAGCGUCUUGAGUCCCACAACCAACCUGAUAUUGCGACCCAGACUGGCAUGGUGUUGCCUGGCAUGGAGCGUGGCGCACAGAAUCUGGUGAGCCGAAUUCGUCGGGGAAAUGCUGAAGCCAACGUGUUUCCUUUGCGUGGAGACCGCAACACGCGAAACUAA
Aphanomyces astaci is the source of this 744-nucleotide messenger RNA. RefSeq lists its product as hypothetical. NCBI's taxonomy places the organism in Eukaryota, Oomycota, Saprolegniomycetes, Saprolegniales, Verrucalvaceae. The transcript is spliced from 3 exons. The record is from RefSeq and is a predicted model, not a curated record. Bases 1 to 744 code for a protein of 247 amino acids.